This is a messenger RNA of Vigna angularis (adzuki bean), 621 nucleotides long. RefSeq lists its product as uncharacterized. NCBI's taxonomy places the organism in Eukaryota, Viridiplantae, Streptophyta, Magnoliopsida, Fabales, Fabaceae. The transcript is spliced from 2 exons. The record is from RefSeq and is a predicted model, not a curated record. Bases 1 to 621 code for a protein of 206 amino acids.
AUGACUAACUUGGGUAAGAUAAGCUACUUCCUAGGAAUGGAAUUUGCUUAUACUGUUGUAGGAUUGGUAAUACAUCAAAAGAAGUAUACUAGAGAUUUGGUGAAAAGAUUUAAUAUGUCAUUGUGCAAUGCCACAAUAAGCCCAAUGGAAGUCAACCAGAAGUUGGUGAGAGAUGAAUCAGAGGAAGGGGUAAACGAGACAAUAUUCAAACAAAUAAUUGGAUCAUUGAGGUUUCCUUGUAACAACAGACCAGAUCUCUCAUUUUGUGUUGGUCUGAUAAGCAGGUUCAUGGGUGAACUGAAGAGCUCACAUGAAUGCUGUCAAACGGGUAUUGAGGAGAUGAUGAUGCCUGUGAAGACCCCGUUGCAGUUAAGGAUAGAUAACAUCUCUGUCAUAAAUUUAUCUAAGAAUCCUGUGAGUCAUGGCAGAAGUAAGCAUUUAGAAGUGAAAUACCACUUCUUGAGAGACUUGGUAAGCAAAGGAAGAAUAGUUUUGUCCUACUGCAGAACUGAGGAGCAAUUGGAAGACAUCUUCACCAAGGCUUUGAAGGUUGAUCGUUUUGAUUUUCUAAAGAAAAUUGGUGUUAUAUCACUCGAUGCUUGUCUUAGGGGGAAAUGUUAG